Molecule: messenger RNA, 1561 nt
Organism: Cyprinodon variegatus (sheepshead minnow)
Lineage: Eukaryota; Metazoa; Chordata; Actinopteri; Cyprinodontiformes; Cyprinodontidae
Gene: rdh1
Product: retinol dehydrogenase 7-like
Exons: 5
Coding region: 1-1002 (333 amino acids)
Source: RefSeq, a predicted model, not a curated record
AUGUCCUACUCUACUCCUAGAGUUCUCCUAUCAAAUUUGGCCUUAACCUGUGUGUUUCUUCUGGGCUGCUUCCUUGCUCUCCGUUGGUACAUCAGAGAUUCCUACAGGUUCGGUGGUUUUACUCAGAAACAUGUGUUUAUCACGGGGUGUGACAGUGGAUUUGGGAACCUUCUGGCCAGACAGCUGGACCGGAAAGGCUUCAAGGUUAUAGCCGGAUGUCUCACAGAGAAAGGCGCCUCAGAUCUAGCAGCAGUGACAUCCCCCAGACUGAAGACUCUCCUGCUUGAUGUUACUGACAGCGCAAGCAUCCGGAGUGCUGCAGAGUUUGUGAGCAGAGAGGUGGGGCAGCAAGGUCUCUGGGGUCUGGUGAAUAAUGCUGGCAGGUCUGUACCUGUGGGACCAACAGAAUGGAUGGUGCUGGAAGAUUUUACGAAAGUCUUGGAUGUGAAUCUGAUAGGGGUUAUUGACGUAACCCUUCAGUUUUUACCGCUGCUGAAGAAAGCCAAGGGUAGAGUGGUGAACGUGGCCAGUAUUCUAGGGAGGCUCUCUCUGAUCGGUGGAGGAUACUGUCUGUCCAAAUGGGGAGUGGAAGCAUUCUCAGACAGCCUCAGGAGGGACAUGCAUCACUUUGGUAUUAAGGUGAGCAUCAUUGAACCUGGUUUCUUCAAGACUGCUGUAACCAGUCUGGAUCUAAUCGAGGCCGACCUGAAGAGGCUGUGGACGCGCCUUCCUGAAAACGUUAAGGAUUCAUAUGGAGCGACAUACCUAAAUGACUAUAUGAGAAUGCAGGGCUUCUCCAUGAACAUCCUCCGUUCUCCUGAUAUCUCCAAGGUUACCUGGUGCAUGGAGCACGCUCUCACUGCCCAGUAUCCACGCACACGUUAUGGAGCUGGCUGGGAUGCCAAGUUCUUCUGGAUUCCUCUAUCCUACCUUCCUUCAUUUGUGUCGGAUUUUGUCGUAAAUGUUCUCCUGCCCUCACCUAAAGACGCAAGAACGGGCUGAAUAAAAGAUAACUAAAUAUAUUGUUAAAAAAAACAUGACUGAAAGAUGAAAAUAACCUGGAAUAAAUGAAUACUUUGUAAAUAUUUAAAGUUAAUGCAGUUCAUUGACUAUGUUCCUAUUGGAUUCAUUAUCCUCCUCAUUGCACUUCAUGCAUUUUCAUUCUUACUUUAACUGUAGAUGGACGUAAGUUUAAAGGACACAUUUACUCAUCACCACUGCAUGACUAAGGAUAAGCUUAGUUACAUGGCUAACUUGAAUGACAUGAUUCCCUCUCUUUUUUUUAAUAUUGAGCUUUGAUCAUAAGAACUGACUCUUCAUGUCAUUUCAAAUCCUUUUAUUCACCAAAAGUAUAAAAUAAGUAACCAAAAAGUGAAAUAAAAACUGCUUUGGUUACAUUUAUUUUAAAGGAAUUGUUCGGGUUUCUGUUAUUUUUGUCAGAUCUAAAAUAUAUUUUACAAUUUUCUAAAGGGAUUUUAUUUUAAACUACUUUACCAUGCAUCAUGAUUCUGUCAGUGUCUGAGAAGGUGUUUUAAACCCAGUUGCUUUGAUACAAAAAUAA